AAGCCUCAGUCAAACUGCUGUUCAGACACACAGUAAAAGGAACAAGAUCCACUUGGUCGUGGAAAAGUAAACUGGAAAUGAGCCAAAACUGAAAAAUGGAAAUGGAGUGAUUGUACAUGGAACCCUGAUCACCUCAGCUGCAUCAUGGCUCAGAAAAUCACAUCAAAUACAGUCCCCAGACUUGUUGUCAAGAUCGUAGGCAGCAAACAGGUCAAGCAGUUUAUUGAGGAGCCACGAGCAGAUACAGCAGACUCAGAGAAAGAAGAAACCCCUCCAGCUGAAGCUGUACUUGAAGAAGAUUUCGAGGAACCUCCAGAAAAACAAGAUGUUGUGUCUGACCGGCGGGCGCAGAACAGAGUGGGCUCUGCACUUUGGGCUGUGAUCAAUCAGGUCCCCGACAGGCUGUGUGUGACAGCGCCCUCUGGUGAUCGCUCCAGGUCCUACAUCCACCCAAAGACUCGCCACCAAAACUCUGAACCCAGAGCAGCUCCAGCACUGGAGACGACAGAACAGAAAGGUGUGUCUGAGGACAGAGAUAAGGCCGAGCUCUCCUCGGCUGUCAGGGAGGAGCUGUCUGAUUGGCAGCUCUCCUCUCUGAGAUCAGCGGAGGACGAAGCAGCAGCUCUCGAUCUCACCUUCAGUGGGACGCUGGAUCAAUCCGAGAUCACCCGCCUGUUCCUCAAACAUGACGUUCCUCUCAAAUUACCAACAUUUUCUCUGCUUCUCCAAAUGUUUUCUGAUAAAAAUGAUCCAAUCCAGAUUCAUUACAGAGAUCUCCUGCAGUUCAUAAGAAGUUCUGCAUUCCCUGAGGAGCACCACAAUGUCAGUGAGCUUCAGUGGAGCUGAACAAGGACGACGCUUAUUCACGACCGUGGCAUCACCAAUCUGAACACGCAGCAAGAAACUGAGCCAAACUCAUCUGCCGCACGGCUCAAAAGGGCUAUAACUCAAUAUAAUGUGAUAGAUUGUGUAUGAGUGAGGCCGUUUGUCAACCUAUAUCAUAUAUACGAUUAUUACACUGCAUUCAUUUGGCACGCAUUUUGACUUGCUAUUAUUUUCUGCCGGCGGUGGCCUGCUGCUUAUCAGGAGGGAUUCAAUGUGAAGUGUGUUGCUCAAGGAAACUGUGGCAGAUGCACAGAGCGCACAUACAGUACGUACAAACACGGUGAACAGAACGACCAACACGACACGCCACAGUUGUUUGCUUUUUUCUUUAUUUUUUUGUAGCUUUUUUUUUUAUAUUUAAGAUUUUUUCCCUUUUUUCUUGCUAUCCCUGCUUUUGGCACUACAUACUUAGGGUGACAUGUUAGAUUGUUUUUAAAACAAACGUCUAUUCAAAGCCUUCAUCUUGUGGCAAGCAAAGUAUGAACACAGCUAAUAAAAAUAAAGGUUUACAUUUUUCCUCCUUACUUUACACAUAAAAUAAAAACACUUUUUUGGACCCCCUCAAAAAUGGGGGUAUUAAAAUAUUUGACAUUUGUAUCACAAAUCAAUGUAAUGAGACAAAAAGUAAAACAUAAAAACUGUACAAAAAUGAUAAAAUUCAUUUUAAAAAUUCUUGUGAUCAAAUGAUGCAAAGAGUACAUAAUUUUGAAUUUAUGUUACUGACCAUAAAUCUAAUUAAAAGGAGAUGCCAGUUCA
Dicentrarchus labrax (European seabass) is the source of this 1641-nucleotide messenger RNA. RefSeq lists its product as uncharacterized. Lineage: Eukaryota; Metazoa; Chordata; Actinopteri; Moronidae. Bases 145 to 846 code for a protein of 233 amino acids. The transcript is spliced from 7 exons. The record is from RefSeq and is a predicted model, not a curated record.